Messenger RNA from Pistacia vera, 1321 nucleotides. RefSeq lists its product as uncharacterized. The transcript is spliced from 10 exons. Gene Ontology annotation, molecular function: catalytic activity. Bases 181 to 1191 code for a protein of 336 amino acids. Lineage: Eukaryota; Viridiplantae; Streptophyta; Magnoliopsida; Sapindales; Anacardiaceae. The record is from RefSeq and is a predicted model, not a curated record.
GGCGGGAGGCAACACUACACAAAAAUUUAAAAAAUAAAAACAUUUAAAACACGCGCGUCGAGGUCGCGUAACGCAGACAGACAUCAGCCAAACGCACAGUAUCCACUCCCAGGUCCAGCGGCACCACACAAGUGAACGUAUCAGUUAAAUCUCUCAAGAGAGCUGCGGUUGGUAACAAAGAUGCUCGCCCUCACAGCCAGCCCUGCACCGUUAGCCUCCAAGUGCGGAAUUUUUACUCGCUUCAAAGUGAUGGCAGAGAAGUUUCCUUCGUUUCUACCAAAAGAAGUUGAAAACAUCAAAGACCCCUUCGCUCGUAAGCUGGCCGCUAGAAUCGAGAGGCUUCCCGUACAAGUCAGCUUCUCAGAGAGUAGUAUCAUGAGUAGUCUUGUGAAGCCAAUGAUACAAAGCACAACAAAUCCAGUGGUUCUCCUUCAUGGCUUUGACAGUUCUUGUUUAGAAUGGAGAUAUACCUAUCCAUUACUUGAGGAGGCGGGCUUGGAGACUUGGGCUAUUGAUAUUCUUGGGUGGGGUUUCUCUGAUUUAGAAAGAAUUCCAUCAUGUGAUGUGACCUCCAAGCGCGAGCAUUUCUAUCAGCUAUGGAAGUCUUACAUCAGAAGGCCCAUGAUAUUGGUUGGACCAAGUCUUGGUGCUGCUGUUGCAAUUGACUUUGCAGUCAACCAUCCAGAAGCUGUGGAAAACCUGGUUUUGAUUGAUGCAAGUGUAUAUGCUGAAGGAACUGGAAACCUUUCAAAGUUACCAAGAGCAGUAGCUUACGCUGGGGUACUUUUGUUGAAGAGCAUUCCUCUACGCUUGUAUGUGAACUUUUUGGCUUUCAAUGGUAUAUCAUUAGAUACCAGCAAAGAUUGGACAAAUGUGGGCCGUUUGCAUUGUCUAUAUCCUUGGUGGGAAGAUGCCACUGUAAAUUUUAUGAUUAGUGGUGGUUAUAGUGUCAGUGCUCAGAUAGACCAGGUGAAGCAGAAGACACUUAUCAUAUGGGGUGAGGAUGAUCAGAUCAUUAGCAACAAGCUUGGAGUUAGAUUGCACUGUGAAUUGCCGAAUGCAAUUAUACGCCAAAUACCAGACUGUGGUCACCUUCCUCAUGUGGAAAGGCCAAGUUCAGUUGCGAAGUUGAUAUUGGAAUUCAUUAGAGAAAAUUGCAACAUAGAAGUUCAAUGUGUUUCUCAGCAUUGAAGGUCUAUUCUCUUAUCUCACCGAUUUUAUUUAGAUUGUUCGCUGUAUGUAUGAAGUAAUAUAAUUUAAAAUCACCGACCUGCUGUAGAAUAGGUGCAUUUUGGAUCCUGUAAAGUUGAAAUUUUCAUCC